Messenger RNA from Trichobilharzia szidati, 603 nucleotides. NCBI's taxonomy places the organism in Eukaryota, Metazoa, Platyhelminthes, Trematoda, Strigeidida, Schistosomatidae. The record is from the annotation of a GenBank genome assembly.
AUGGAAGUUUUUACGCUGCUUAUAAUUAGUCGUUUACGUGAUGAAUUAUUCCCUCCAGUUGAAGCAUUAGACUUAGGCUAUGCACCACCAGAAUUCCACCGGAAUCUCUCAGUGGAACAAGUUGAUCAAAUUGUCAAUCUAUUCACACCGAUUUGUUUAAAUCAUUUUCUUUAUUCAAAAUCAAUUACAAUUGUUAAUAUAGCUGUAAAAAUUAUUCCAAUGUUGUGUAAAUUACGACCAAGUCUAGUGUUACCAAAUCUUCUCAACGAUCUUGAAUUUGUAGUUGUAGCAGUAGUACCAAUUGUUCUGGUUUGAUCAUUACACAAUUCUGGUAGAAAAAGGUGUGAAUGCCAAAUUUCGCUAGUGGCACAAUUGAGAAUUAGACGAUAUAAGACACUAUCUGAACACGGGAGGCUAGGUGAAUUGCUUUCACUGUUGUUGCUACUACUCGGAGUAAAAAUACGCUUUAAAGAGGAGAACUUCUCGACAAUUAUGUCGUCAUGUGUUCGAGUUAAUCUGCCAACGGGAUUGGAGGAAACUUGUUUAGAGGAAGAUGAUGCUGAUGAUGAUGACUGGAGAAAGUCGAGACUUCCGAGGGCAGAU